AUGUCGCUUGUGCAAUAUUCGGACUACGAGUCAGACGCGGAUCAGCCUGCAGCACCGCCAGCCAAGAGAUCUCGUCGUGGAUCCUCGUUAGCUGGGGCGACAUCCAAACUUCCGCCCUUGCCCGCGGCCUUUCACGAUCUGUAUGCGUCGAGCACUCGUGUCAGCGUGAAGGAUGAUCCGAGUCUCCAUGGGGGUCGUAAACGUGUGAUCCCCCACGUCGAGGGCAACUGGCCAACUCAUGUCUACUUGGAAUGGUACCCUUGCAGGAACGAGCUCGGCUGGCUUGAGGACCUCAUAGGUCGUGUCCAGAAGCCGGAAGACUCACCUCACGAACAAGAGGCCCACGCGUGCCACCUGCACAGUCUUCUACACAGUGAACUCGGCGCCCAGCUCCCAUUGCACAUUAGCUUGUCGCCCCCCGUGGUGCUGCGGACCGAGCAGCGUGCAUCUUUCACCGAGGCACUGACCAACUCCAUACGAGCUUCGCAUGUACCACAAUUCACGGUCAUCCCAGAUACUCUCAAGUGGGUGUCCAAUCAUGAACACACGCGCUGGUUCCUGGUCCUCCACGUUGCGAAACCUUCAGGGGACGAGCUGAACCGCAUCUUGCACCUAUCGAAUCGGACGCUGGUGGCUUUUGAUCAGCCGCCACUCUAUGCGCCGUCCCGGGGCCCUCUUCGCAAACGUGCAGAGGCACGGCACAACCGGAAGCAGAGAUCUAGUGAUUCCGGGCCGAUUGAGGAUUACUCGAAUUGCUUCCACAUCUCAAUUGCCUGGAGCUUGACAGAACCAAGUGGGAUUGAGAAAGAACGUCUCGCGAACUUGGAUCUGGGAGCUGUCAAGGACGUCAAGGUCAAAUUUGAUUGUGUGAAGAUCAAGAUAGGGAAUUAUGUUGAGAAUGUCGAGCUUGCGACCGAGGUUCCAGGGUCUCCGUUGAGAUGA
Messenger RNA from Penicillium oxalicum, 942 nucleotides. RefSeq names its product HVSL domain-containing protein. Gene Ontology annotation, biological process: U6 snRNA 3'-end processing. Bases 1 to 942 code for a protein of 313 amino acids. Gene Ontology annotation, molecular function: 3'-5'-RNA exonuclease activity. The record is from RefSeq and is a predicted model, not a curated record. The transcript has 3 exons. Gene Ontology annotation, cellular component: nucleus. Lineage: Eukaryota; Fungi; Ascomycota; Eurotiomycetes; Eurotiales; Aspergillaceae.